GAUCGAGUUUGUGAGGUCGCGGUUCAUCCUCUCGUCGCCACCACCUCCAACCUUAACCCCUCUCCUCGUCGCCAGCUAUAGCCAGCUUCCUCGCUCGCAGAAUCCUCCGAUCCAUUCUUCGCUCAUCUCUCUUCAGUGAUCAGUAGGCAGCAGCAGCAGCAGCUACCGACCCAUCCGAUCCACCAAUGGCUGCCGUCGUGAACGCGCCAGCGGCUGGUUGUUGCACGGUGGCGGCCCGCUCCUCCGCCGGGCAGCAGCAGCAGCUGCCGUCACGGCCCGCGUCCGCCGCGGCGCUGCUGCCGUCGAUGAGGGCGAGGAGGUCAAGGGCGGCCGGGCGGCUGGUGGCGGUGGCCGCGGUGGGCGACGUGGCGGCGGAGGGCAACACGUACCUCAUCGCCGGCGCGGUCGCCGUCGCGCUCGUGGGCACGGCCUUCCCCAUCCUCUUCUCGCGCAAGGACACGUGCCCGGAAUGCGACGGCGCCGGCUUCAUCCGCAAGGCGGGCUCGACGCUGCGGGCGAACGCGGCGAGGAAGGACCAGGCCCAGAUCGUCUGCCCAAACUGCAACGGCCUCGGCAAGCUCGGCCAGAUCGACAAGUAACUCUACCUCAUGCUAGAAAUUCACCAACUACUAUAUAUAUUACCUUGAAUUCUGUUCCAUCCAUGCAUGCUGGCUCCAUCAACCCCUACGAGUCAACAAUAGAGAAUGCACAUGAAUAAUGUUCCAAUUUGCUGUCAAAUAAACUGGUGUGUGCUGUAUACGUGCUCGUUUGAUCAUCAGCGCGGGUGGAAAGGGUAUACUGUACACUCUGGAUCUUUUCUGACAGGUUUUGAAAUCUGAAUAUGUGUGUUGGAUGAA
Messenger RNA from Panicum hallii, 857 nucleotides. RefSeq lists its product as uncharacterized. Bases 186 to 599 code for a protein of 137 amino acids. NCBI's taxonomy places the organism in Eukaryota, Viridiplantae, Streptophyta, Magnoliopsida, Poales, Poaceae. The record is from RefSeq and is a predicted model, not a curated record. Gene Ontology annotation, cellular component: chloroplast thylakoid membrane. The transcript is spliced from 2 exons.